AUGGCGGACUUGUCUCUCCCUGCGCGCCUGCUCACCGGGGCAGAGCAGCUUGUCUGGUCUACCUACAUGGUCGCGAGGGAGUUCCCGUUUACGAUCCUCCCUCUCAUCCUGAUCGCCUUCGCCAGCCUGGCCCUGUUGGCUUUCUUCAUCGGCCUCCACAUCAUCGCACCCAAGCCACGCGCCCCAUUCCCUUCCGAAAAGACAUACAUCACCACCACUCCCGAUGGCGUCACGUCCCGGCCCCUACCGUGCUGGUUCGACCGAUGGGAUGCCGAGCGCAAGCUGAGCGAGGCCGCCGCAGCCAGCAAGAAUGCCUUCGACGUCCCAGACACCGGAUCGGUCGAGCCCGCAGACGUCGAGGUGUCGGUCGUGAUCCCGGCCUACAACGAGGAGAAGCGCAUCCUCCCGGCCCUCGAGGAGGCGGUCGUGUACCUCGACGCCAGGUUCGGCCGCCCCACCGGCGACGACGGGAAGAAGCGCAUCGCCAGCCCCCUUACCACCCCUCACCACCGGCAGGUGUUCAGGCGGACCAGGGCGGACGCCGCCCGGGACGGGGAGCCCGCCGCCGGCUACGAGAUCAUCAUCGUCAACGACGGCAGCCGCGACAAGACAGUCGACGUCGCCCUCGACUUCAGCCGCCGGCACGGGCUCCACGACAUCCUGCGUGUGGUCAACCUCGAGAAGAACCGCGGCAAGGGCGGGGCGGUGACGCACGGGUUCCGGCACGUGCGCGGCCAGUACGUCGUUUUCGCAGACGCGGACGGCGCGUCCAAGUUCAGCGACCUGGGCCGGCUGGUGGAGGGGUGCGAGGACGUCGUGGACGCGAGCAACCGCGGGGUGGCCAUCGGGUCGCGGGGCCACCUCGUGGGCAGCGAGCAGGUGGUGCAGCGGUCGGCGCUGCGCAACUUCCUCAUGAAGUCGUUCCACUUCGUGCUCAUGAUCCUCACGCCGCCGGCGACCUCGCGCAUCCGCGACACCCAGUGCGGCUUCAAGCUCUUCUCGCGCGCCGCCUUGCCCCACAUCGUCCCCUACAUGCACAUGGAGGGCUGGAUCUUCGACAUCGAGAUGCUCAUGCUCGCAGAGUCCGCGCCGCCCACCCCCGUCGUCGCCAGCGACGGCUCCGUCAUCGGCCUGGCCCCGGGCAUCCGCGUCGCCGAGGUCCCCAUCGACUGGCACGAGGUCGAGGGCACCAAGAUGAACAUUAUCAAGGACAGCAUCGGCAUGGCCCUGGGCAUGGUCAUCCUGCGCGGUAGUUGGAUGUUUGGCGUCUACCGGCGGCGCAUCACAUGA
Messenger RNA from Diaporthe citri, 1290 nucleotides. RefSeq lists its product as uncharacterized. Gene Ontology annotation, cellular component: endoplasmic reticulum membrane. The coding region runs from base 1 to 1290 and encodes 429 amino acids. The record is from RefSeq and is a predicted model, not a curated record. The transcript is spliced from 2 exons. Lineage: Eukaryota; Fungi; Ascomycota; Sordariomycetes; Diaporthales; Diaporthaceae.